Messenger RNA from Echinococcus granulosus, 1179 nucleotides. RefSeq lists its product as hypothetical. The transcript has 11 exons. Lineage: Eukaryota; Metazoa; Platyhelminthes; Cestoda; Cyclophyllidea; Taeniidae. The record is from RefSeq and is a predicted model, not a curated record. The coding region runs from base 1 to 1179 and encodes 392 amino acids.
AUGGUUGAUUCGUGGUUUCUGUUCUACAAAGCAUUUCGCUUAAUCAUUUGUGAAAAUCAUCAAAUGCCAAGAUAUUUGAGCAACGAAGUUAUAAUUGGCUUGAAUAAUUGGAGGGCGAUCGCAACGUUUAUUUUAUUGAGCCACCUUUACCCAAUUACAGUACAUUUUACACUUGAGAAGCUAAAACUUACAAGAAAUGUUUUUUUGCUAUCGAGUCACAAAAUUAACGCCCAAAGUAGGUCUACUCCACAUUCUGAUCAAGUGAGCAAUAAAUUUAACAGCAUAAGAACACAAUUAAAGCUGGGUAGGAUAGCUUUUUGUAAUAAUUACCGAUUUAUUAGGAUGAUAAGCAGAUUAAAACACAGUGAGUUGUUUUUCUCCCUUUUUUUGCUUAAAAAACCACGAACUCAACUCCGUUUUCCCAUUUUACUGAAUGAUGUGCCAGAUGGUCAUAAAUUUUUGUGUUACAUUAUUCCACCUGGUAGAAGGGAAGGCAUUGGCUUAGAUAAUAGGAACGAAAUGGCACAAUUAUCGAAAAGAAAUCAAAGGAAGAUCGGAGUUUAUGUAAAUACUACGGUUUUAAAGUUUUUCUUUGUUUACAUUGUUUUACUAUUUCCUAAGCCAGCUACUAAAUCCACGUACCUGCAGCAUAAAUAUUGCGCACAAAUGCUUAAAUAUAGUGGAAAAUUAGAUUUUAAGAUCCCACUUUUAACACCAUUCAGCAGGUUUAUUUUCCGCUUUUCCAUAAAAAAAUGUGAGGAUACUUUUGAAAGCCACCCACACUCUUUUCAGCAUUAUCCGAGUACUGAUGUAUCAUUUAAGUGGGAUCGAAGUUUCAGAGAAAAUAAUAUCAAUUUGGCAACUCCUUCCACGCCUAGAGCUAUACCAGCAUUCAGUGUAACAAGAGAAUUUUACAGAGAAAACCUUUAUAAAGGGCACUGGGUAGUUAUACUUUGUAAAUUUGUUUCUUUCCUAAUGAAUGCUAAACUGACAUUAAAAUCACAACAAUUUAACAAUGGCUCUAAAGAGCGAAAAAUCUUAACUGCUAUUUCAAGUUGGGUUUCGUUUCGUGUCCUACGAGAGUUGUGGGACCAUUUGCAAACAUUAAUUUACAUUAAUAUAGGUACUAAAGCAGCCACUGUAAAGUCAUUUUUGGUUAUAUUUGUUAAAAUGCGUUGA